GUUGAGAGAACAGCUUAGUGGAUGAGUGUUAAAAACAAACUACUUAAAAACACAAAAUCAAGGGGAUCUUGGCUUUUAAAGUUCAAAAACGAGAACUGAGCGAUGGAACGCUGGCAAGAUCGCGUGGCAGUGAUCACAGGUGCUAGUUCCGGGAUCGGAGCUGCCGUGGCCCGCCAGCUGGUAAGUGCCGGGGUCAUUGUUGUGGGUCUGGCUAGGCGGGUGGAACGCAUGGAGGCCAUCAAGGAGCAACUGCCCCCAGAGCUGCAGACCCGUCUGCAUGCCAUUCACUGCGAUGUCGGGGACCUGGACUCGGUUACGGCCGCCUUCAACUGGAUCGAGGAGCAUCUCGGCGGAUGUGACAUUCUGGUGAACAACGCCGGCUGCCUGAAUCCUGGACAACUGCUCACCUUAGAGCUGGAGCAACUGCAGCAGGUUCUAAACGUAAAUCUCAUGGGCGUGGUCAUCUGCACCCGGCUGGCCUUUCGCUCGAUGCAGCACCGUGAGGUGGCUGGUCAUGUGGUGCUUAUCAAUAGUCUGACGGGACGAACCAUUAUCAAUCCACCCGGCGACGAGUUGCAGUUGCUUAACAUGUAUCCGAUCACCAAGCACGGGAUAACGGCCAUGUUAGAGGUUCUACGACAGGAGCUGCGCGGAUUCAAGACCAAGAUCAAGGUCACAAGCAUCACCCCAGGUGUGACCGACACAGAAAUUCUGCCCUCUGGUUACGAUACGUUGCCGAUGCUAAAGCCGGAUGACAUUGCCGCGGGCAUUAUGUACGCCCUGGCCACUCCCCCACAUGUUCAAGUGCACGAGCUGACCAUCAAGCCGUUGGGAGAGCCCUUCUAAAUCCCUCCGGCAUAUUAUUAUGAUGAUAGUAAAAAGAUCGUUUUUAGCAAAUAUACCGGCAUGUAGAAAAUAUUGA
Messenger RNA from Drosophila subpulchrella, 922 nucleotides. Its product is annotated as farnesol dehydrogenase. Gene Ontology annotation, molecular function: oxidoreductase activity. The transcript is spliced from 2 exons. The coding region runs from base 103 to 846 and encodes 247 amino acids. The record is from RefSeq and is a predicted model, not a curated record. Lineage: Eukaryota; Metazoa; Arthropoda; Insecta; Diptera; Drosophilidae.